AUGUCUUAUGAAAGAGGUGGUGUACCUUUAUACAUGUCACAUCUAGAGAAUAUCGGAAAACGUGACGUGUCUAAACUCGUGAGAAGAUACAAGGACAAGAACGAGCCCAUCUCAUGUCUGAUCAAUCAUCCCUUCAUUCCAUGGGUCUGCGAUGUGGCGGAAGAGUUCAACAUUCCGUGUGCACUUCUCUGGGUCCAGUCUUGCGUUUGCUUCUCUGCUUAUUACCAUUACCAAAAUGGCGCUGUUUCUUUUCCGACAGAAACAGAACCUUGGCUUGAUGUUAAGCUCCCUUGCGUUCCUCUCUUGAAACACGACGAAAUCCCUAACUUUCUCCAUCCUUCUUCUCAAUUUGCCGGAUUGCGACAAGCGCUUCUUGGACAAUUCAAGAAUUUGAGGAAGCCCUUCUGUGUUCUAAUCAACUCCUUUGAUGCCCUAGAACAAGAAGUGAUCCACUACAUGUCUACUUUAUGUCCAAUCAAAACUAUUGGACCGCUUUCCAUUUUUGCUAAGGCGGUGACCUCUGAUGUAAGUGCUGACAUGUGCAAACCUUCGAAUCAAUGCCUCGACUGGUUAGACUCAAGACCAAAAUCAUCCGUUGUCUACAUUUCUUUCGGGACGGUUGCAUACUUCAACCAAGAACAAAUGGAAGAGAUCGCUCACGGAGUUUUAAAAUCGGGUUUAUCGUUCUUGUGGGUGAUUAGACCUCCCAUGCAAGCACUAAAUCUCAAGACUAAUGAAUUGCCUCAAGAACUACUAGAGGCGACUAGUAGAUGUAAAGGAAAGAUUGUGGAUUGGUGUUCACAAGAGCAAGUCUUGGCUCAUCUAUCAGUAAUGUGCUUCGUCACUCAUUGUGGAUGGAAUUCGACAAUGGAGGCUUUGUCUUUUGGAGUUCCAGUGGUUUGUUUACCCCAAUGGGGAGAUCAAGUCACCAACGCAGUUUAUCUCGUUGACGUUUUCAAGAUGGGAGUUAGGCUUGGUCGUGGAGCGAUGGACGAUAGGGUUGUGCUUAGGGAGGAAGUGACAGAGAAGCUUUUGGAAGCGACAGUUGGGGAUAAAGCGGAGGAGUUGCGGAAAAAUGCUUUGAAAUGGAAGGGGAAGACAGAAGCCGCAGUGGCUCCUGGAGGAUCAUCAGAUAAGAAUUUAUGGGAGUUUAUGGAGAAGUUAGGUGUGGGAUUUUCAGAGGUUAAUGUACUUAAUUCGCAAGAAAAACCCAACAUGCAUGCAUUAAAGUAUAGAGGGAGUUGA
Molecule: messenger RNA, 1245 nt
Organism: Camelina sativa (false flax)
Lineage: Eukaryota; Viridiplantae; Streptophyta; Magnoliopsida; Brassicales; Brassicaceae
Source: RefSeq, a predicted model, not a curated record